Ogataea parapolymorpha DL-1 is the source of this 1182-nucleotide messenger RNA. RefSeq lists its product as uncharacterized. The transcript has a single exon. The record is from RefSeq and is a predicted model, not a curated record. Gene Ontology annotation, molecular function: oxidoreductase activity. NCBI's taxonomy places the organism in Eukaryota, Fungi, Ascomycota, Pichiomycetes, Pichiales, Pichiaceae. The coding region runs from base 1 to 1182 and encodes 393 amino acids.
AUGACUGUUACAGAAGGUAUUUUGCAGCACUCGCUGCCACAGGCUGUUGGUGUUUAUGGAGGAAGGACUUACAAACUCUCCAAAAAGACAAACCCCCGGGCUCGCUACAUCAGAGGAGAAGAAUUUCCCCUCGUUUUACAAGCAGAGUUUCCAGUAGACCCAUCUGAGGACAAAUCAGUCUACAGUGACUUUGCAGCCUUUGCACAAGAGCUGGCGGAAAAGCACGAUUUCUUCAAGACACUUAUCAGAAAACAUGGGGCUUUGGUGAUCCAAGGUUUCGGCUCUGAUUGCCCAAAGAGAUUUGCAAAAUUCAUUGGCUCGGUUGCAAAGGGAUCCCAAUGGAUCCCUUAUGAACAAAAUGGAGUCGCUCAUCCGCGCAUAACAAUUGCUGAGAAUGUUACCACGGUGAACAAGUCAACCGGUCUCAGUAGACUGUAUGCCCAUCAGGAAUUUUCCAGAUUUAAAAGGUACCCGUCGGUUUUAACUUUUUUUGCAAAAGAACCUUCGGAAACUGGGGGGCAUGAAACAAUUACCCAUGCGACGGAGCUUUUCGACAAGUUGAUUGAGAAGUAUCCGGAAUUCAUUGAGCAAAUGAUCAAGAAGGGUGUUUAUCUUACGCAAACCUGGCCGUAUGAACAAAAACUUGCAAACGGAUCAGUUUAUUCGUGGAAGGCCACACAUUCCUUUGGAAGUUUGAUCGAAGAAGAUGACGAUCUUGAGAAACAGAAGGCAAAGGCAGGACUCAUCUGUAAAGAGUAUGUUGUUGACGAGUUUGAGUUUACGAAGGAUGAUGGUCUAAAGUUGCAUGAGCACACACAACCUGUGAGAAGAGACCCUUACUCUGGCAACCCAAUCCUUUUCAGUUCGUUACCAGGCUACUACGCCAAGUAUAAGCUAGACUUGGAGAAAAAUGGCAGUUCUGCGGAGCCUGCUAUCACGUAUGAUGACGGAUCAUUUAUUCCGUUGGAAUACUUGGACUAUCUGCUAGAACAGUCAAUUGAGUGCUGCUACGAACACCCAUUUCAAAAGGGAGAUAUCGUAUUCAUCAACAAUUAUACGUGCUACCAUGGAAGGACACCAUAUGGGACCCAAAACCGCGAGAUCUUGGCAAGCUUUUGGGACGAUGCACCAGAAUAUAAAGUUACCCCUAGUGAGUUAAAAUAUGGGGCGGAUCAUGUGUAA